Messenger RNA from Protopolystoma xenopodis, 198 nucleotides. The record is from the annotation of a GenBank genome assembly. Lineage: Eukaryota; Metazoa; Platyhelminthes; Monogenea; Polystomatidea; Polystomatidae.
CAGGAAUCGGUCAGUCUGACUCCCCCUUCGCUCACAUUCGAGAGGGCUGGUCAACUGGAGCCAGAAAGCAUCGAGGCUCUCAGGCAGAAGUUAAUGGCCCAAAAGUUGCAGACUCGAGUCGCCAUCGUCCAAAUGCAUCGACUGAUGGUUCAGCUUCGUACCGAGUCAUCGGCGAGGGCCAAAGGCCAGGUUGGCUGA